Alternaria atra is the source of this 1665-nucleotide messenger RNA. RefSeq lists its product as uncharacterized. NCBI's taxonomy places the organism in Eukaryota, Fungi, Ascomycota, Dothideomycetes, Pleosporales, Pleosporaceae. The record is from RefSeq and is a predicted model, not a curated record. The transcript has 3 exons. Gene Ontology annotation, molecular function: transmembrane transporter activity. Bases 1 to 1665 code for a protein of 554 amino acids. Gene Ontology annotation, biological process: transmembrane transport.
AUGACGGAACGCAAGUCCAGGCACCCUUCGCCCGCGCGAGCUGGUUCAAGACCAGUCUCCGAGAAAGACGAUGCUGAGCGCCGACCAAGCAUGCCAGCCGAGACGAGCGACGAGGAGAAGUCGCAAAUCGAUAUUCCCGUCGACCCUUCAGGGAACCGUCAUCCGUCAAUGGUCCCUAGGCCAGACGGAAAGCGCGAGUUGCGAGAAUGGGAGUGUUGGGACAAGCUUGCAUACACUUGGCCAAAAUGGAAGAAGGCCAUGUACUUGGCUUCCAUUGCUGGAAUCCAAAUCUCUAUGAACUUCAACACGUCGGUGUAUCCCAGUGCUGUCAACCCCAUCUCCGAACAUUUCGGAAUCAGUACACAGGCAGCGCGCGUUGGACAGAUGAUCUAUCUGGUCUUCUAUUCCUUUGGCUGCGAGCUUUGGGCGCCAUGGAGUGAAGAAUUUGGCAGAUGGCCAAUCUUGCAGCUUAGCAUGCUGCUCAUCAACAUCUGGGAAAUCCCUUGCUCUGUGGCCCCCAACUUCGGCACCAUUGUGGUUUGCAGAGCUCUUGGUGGGCUCUCCACAGCGGGAGGUAGUGUUACUCUUGGUUUAAUUGCCGACAUGUAUGAACCAGAGACACAGCACUGGCCUCUAUGCUUCAUCGUAUUGUCUUCUACGAUCGGAACGUCUAUCGGCGGUGUUAUUGGUGGCCCCAUCGAAAAAUACCUCACGUGGCAGUGGAAUUUCUGGAUUCAGUUGAUCUUUGGUGUUACUGUCCAAGCAGUGCAUUUCUUCAUGCCUGAGAGCCGAUCUACCAUUCUCAUCGACCGCGAGGCCAAGAGACGUCGUGAAACCGGCGAAGACCCCAACGUUUAUGGACCAAAUGAACUCAAGAAGCCGCGAAUCUCGCUCAAAGAAGCCGGGAAAAUUUGGCUCCGACCAUUUGAGAUGUUCGUUCGUGAGCCAAUCGUAUUGUUCUUAUCGCUACUCUCUGGUUUCUCCGACGCUCUGAUCUUCACGUUCCUGGAGGCUUUCAGCGUUACCUUCCCAAAUAACUUUGGAUUCGGCACACUGCAAGUAGCCUGGGCGUUCAUUCCGAUUAACGCCUCUUACUUCUUCACGUACUUCCUAUACUGGCCUUGGUUCUGGCGCGACGAUCACCUGCGCAAGAAGAAUGGUCCGGACUGGAUGUCCCCAGAGCGACGUUUGAAGCCGCUUCUAUUGCUUGCGCUCUUUGAGCCGAUCGGAUUGUUUGGUUUUGCCUGGACCUGUAUGGGACCGCCCCAAACGCAUUGGAUAGCACCAAUGAUCUUCUCAUUCCUCGUCGGACUCGCAAACUUUGCAAUCUACUACUCCUCUGUCGAUUACAUGAUUGCCGCUUACGGUCCCUACUCGGCUUCCGCUACCGGUGGUAACGCGUUCGCUCGUGAUUUCCUCGCUGGUAUCUCCGCCAUGUACGCCAUACCUCUAUACAACAACCUUGCAUCGUCAAGUCCUCAGAAGUCCGAGUAUGCCACAACCGUUUUGGCAUGCUUGUCGUGUUUGGUCGUCGUACCAAUCUACGUCUUUUAUUGGAAGGGACCUCAGAUUAGGAAAGCUAGUAAAUUCGCUUCCAUCCUUGCGGAGGAGAGGAAAGCUGAGGGUGUCAGACGUCUCAGUAAGGCUGAUAAUCUUCCGGCGUAA